AAAUAACACUAAGGAAAAAGACCGAAGAGCAAAUUCGUGCACAACUUGAUAAACAGACUCAGCAGAUAGAAGAAUUAAAGAAAGAAAAAGCUGAAAUGGAACAACUGAUUAAAGAUUCUCGAUUUACAAAACAACAAUUGCAAGAAAUGCAACAUAGUUUAAGCGUAAUGAACGUACAAAAAGAAUUAAAUAUUAAGGAAAUCGAAGGAUUAGCUAAAGAAAAGCAAGCUGGUCUUGCCGGUACAAGUGAUCUUCCAACUUCUCUUGCCAGACAUAUUUCAACUCAUCUUGACGAAGUCAAACAGAAUUAUUUAUCGGAGAUUAGAUCUUUGCAAACUGAGCGAGAUUUAUUAAAGGAUGAGACCGAAAAUCUUCGAUAUAAACGAGACCAGUUUAUCGAAGAAGCACAAAAACUAAAUGAAAAGAACCUAGAAUUAGCCGAAAUGAACAAUGACUUAUUAAAACAAAUUGAAUUACAUAACAAAGGAAAAAAUCAUAAUGCAUUCAACUUCUUCAAAAGUAGUAAAUUACCACAUGGUCAUCAUCAUACAGAUUCUGUUUCUACUCAUAGCAAAAUUUCUGGACAUGGUAAAUCGCCUUCAGUAUAUAAUUUUGAAACUGAUGCUCCAGAGGGUGCAUCAAUUGAUUCUUUACAGAAAGUUCGCGGUGUUACACCCAAAAAGUUUAAGUGGAAAAACGGCGGCAAAGUUUUAAAUAAACUAUUGGCAAAUGCAAAUGUAGUAGUUAACGAUGUUAAACCAUAUAUGAUGGGAACUUCAUCGUCUAAUAUUAGCUUGCCCGCGGUAUCAAAUGAAACUCGAGAUGAGGCAAAGAGGAGAAUGAUGAGCCAAAUGCUAGAUUAUACAAUGAAUCGUCCUCAUAAUUGGCAACAAUUUAAUUUAGCGAGUCCUGUAAAAUGUGAUUAUUGUCAUGAAAAAAUGUGGGGUGUUGCAGAAUUAAAGUGUUCAGGAUGCUCAUUUGCUGUUCAUGUAAAAUGUUCAUAUCAUGUUACAUCAAAUUGUACUAUUACUUCCAGAGCGAUCCAUUUGGAAAAUGAUCCAGAUAGUGAUGUUAAUGGCACUUUUAUAUUUGGUAAUGACUUAACUAAACAGUCAGAAUUGGAUGGAAAUGAUAUACCAAAUGUUGUACAAAAGUGUGUUAAAGCUGUCGAAAUUAGAGGAAUGGACCUUGAAGGCAUUUAUCGAAAAAACGGUGGCGCCUUACAAAUGCGUGCUAUUAUAUCAGCUUUUGAGAAGGGUGAAGAAAUUGAUUUGGAUGAUCCAGACCAAUUUAAUGACAUAAGCGCGGUAACCAGUGUUUUCAAACAAUAUUUACGAGAUCUACCAAAUCCCUUGUUUACCUAUGAGUUAUACCCAAAUUUCUUGGAAUUAGUUCCCAUGCCUAAUGGUGAAGAAAAAAUUGAAAAAUUUCGAGAAUUAUUAUUACAACUACCGAAGGUCAACUAUGCCACCGCAAAAUAUAUAAUUGAACAUUUAUAUCGGGUAAAACAAUUUGAAGCAAAAAAUCUUAUGACUGCCAAAAAUCUCUCUCUCGUAUUUGGACCUACAUUACUUCAAGGUCCUGAUCCAAAUUCCGAAAUUUUUGAUAUGAAUUUCAAGAAUGCGGCAGUUGAAUAUAUUAUCGAACAUUCUAACUCACUGUUCAUAAAUAAUGGAGAACGACCUGGAUUUAUAUAGAAAAAAAUUUUUUUUUUUCGGGAAAGCGGGACAUUAUCAUAAUUAAUACGAUUUAUAAUUUGGACUAUACAUUAUUUAAUCAUUUACUAGUUUUUAUAUAGCAUAGAUUUUUUUAUAAGACUUAAUUUAUUACUUUUGUGUUUGUUGUAUUUAGUGUAUUUAAUAAUCAGCGAAAUUAUAUCAUUUAU
Messenger RNA from Rhizophagus irregularis DAOM 181602=DAOM 197198, 1885 nucleotides. The record is from RefSeq and is a predicted model, not a curated record. NCBI's taxonomy places the organism in Eukaryota, Fungi, Glomeromycota, Glomeromycetes, Glomerales, Glomeraceae.